Messenger RNA from Pseudoliparis swirei, 4536 nucleotides. RefSeq names its product myotilin (gene myot). Lineage: Eukaryota; Metazoa; Chordata; Actinopteri; Perciformes; Liparidae. The transcript has 19 exons. Gene Ontology annotation, biological process: dendrite self-avoidance; homophilic cell-cell adhesion; axon guidance. The coding region runs from base 353 to 3544 and encodes 1063 amino acids. Gene Ontology annotation, molecular function: cell-cell adhesion mediator activity. The record is from RefSeq and is a predicted model, not a curated record. Gene Ontology annotation, cellular component: plasma membrane; axon.
GCGACCACGCCGUGACCGUCACACUGAGCUUUUGGACCGUUCACACUUUCUUUUUGGAUCAAUACGUUUGCUGUUGUUGUGUUUUUUUAUUUUUUAUUUUGACAGUGACUGGAGUUCCCUCUCUAGAACAACUGGAAUGUGUUUCCUCCCAGGGGGAUUUGACCCACAGGGGUUCUCUCACACGUCAGGACGUCAUUAUUUCAAGCGCUGCAUUCGUUUUCGUGAUUGACAGGAAACUUGAGCUAGCGUGUCAAUCAUUUCAUCCCGCUGCUUCAUGGCAGCUUUUUUUAAAAAGACGAUACACAGAGUACACAAAGAGAGAACCACCUCUGCCUCCUGGAGCGCCUGAAACAUGGCUCACGUCCAGAGGGUGCAGAAGAAGACCAGCUCCAUGUCCCUGACCAUCUCCUCCUCCUCCACCUCCUCCUCCUCUUCCUCCUCUUCCGUCAUCGCCCAGAGACACUCCAGCCUGGUGCAGCCGCUGUGUGUCAGCCCUCAGAGGACUAAGAGUCCCAUCUACAAUCAACAGUCUCCAGGGAGUGGAGUGGCCCCUAUUAUUGUCAAGGGCCUCCAUGACGUGUCCACGGUGAAGGGUCAGCUGGUGGUCCUGGAGUGCAGGCUGAGGGGAACGCCGCCCCUGCAGGUCACGUGGUACAGAGAGGACGAGCAAGUGCUGGACUCGGACGAUUUCAGGAUACUGCAGAAGAGUGGGUGCCUGUAUGGAAAGGCCAGCUCUGCAUCAGUACCAGAGGAGCUGAGCACACUGGUGAUCACCGAGGCCUUCCCGGAGGACUCCGGCCUCUUCAAGUGCGUGGCCCUCAACUCCUUCGGCACGGCCUCCUCCUCGGCGCUCCUGGACGUCUACAACGACCUGGAGGAGCAGCUGGAGGUGGAGGCCGCGUGCCUGCAGGAAGCCGUCUCUCCCCGGCAGCAAACGGAGGCGGAGUACCAACGGGACACUUCCUCCUUCGGAGAGGGCGACGACGACGACUUUCCCUCGGAGCUGCCCGACUCCAUGACCCUGCCCCCUCCCGAGUGGCCCGACAGCCCCGAAGAAGAUAGCAUGCCUGUUGCAGAUUUUCCAGAGCCUCAGCCGGUCAACCGCUCCCAAGAAACCUUUGGUUACAGCGCGGAGGAGCGAGGGGGCCAGAGGUCUCCAGGGGUCACCGUCCCAGCCUAUACGCCCAGCCCUCUGCCGUCACCCUCACCACCACCACCACCACCAACCCAAUUCGAGGAGAAAACCGAAGUGCCCAAGCUGUUCACCCCCAUCAAGAUCACAUCCGGUGGCGACAGCAUGAACCUGUCCGAUCUGCCUCAGUUCACUCCCAGUGUCUUCCCCCCCAGCGCCUUCAACUAUGAGCGACCGCGCCACUUCAUCCAAUCGCAGCCGGCCUUUCAGGCGCCCAGCUACGACAGCGUUGUGAAAGAGGCCCGGGAGCACCACAGCAGCUCCCAGCAGAACCUCGCCGGUUCGCAAAGCAGCGCAGUCGUCACGGAGAGUCGAGCUAACAUGGCGUCCACGCAAAGUCAGUCUUUUUCCCGGACUCAGUCAGUGUCCCGGUCUUUGUCACAGACCCAGUCGCAGUUUCAGUCACUAAGCCUCAGUCAGAGCAAAACCCAGUCUGUCACUCAGACCCAGGGCCAGAUCCAGGGCCAGAUCCAGGGCCAGACCCAGGGCCAGACCCAGGGACUCACCCAGGUCCAGACUCAGGGACACACCCAGGGACACACCCAGAUCCAGAUCCAGGGCCAGACCCAGGGACACACCCAGGGACUCACCCAGGUCCACACCCAGGUCCACACCCAAGGCCAGACCCAGGGCCAGACCCAGGGCCAGACCCAGGGACUCACCCAGGUCCACACCCAAGGCCAGACCCAGGGCCAGACCCAGGGACACACCCAGGCCCGGGCACAAGCCCACGCUAACGGCACGGGCAAGUCCUCUUCAGGUCUCGGCUCUCCCCUUUCCGCCCCGGCCUCCUCUGCUCCUCUUCAGUUCCCUCCAGCCCCCGUGCCGAGUCCCUCUGCCACCGUCAUCCCGGCCUCCAUAGCCUCUCUCCCCCGCACCACCGUGCGCUCCACCAUCACCCUCACCCCCAGCAUCCCCAGUGCCAGCGGCCUCGGCAGCGCCACCCUGGCGGCCAAUCAGGACUCCAUGUCGGCACCCGCCGCCUUCCUCUGCUCCGUGCUGCCAUCCCAGGCCGCCUGCUCCCCUUUUUCCUCCUCCAAGCUGUCGCCCAACUCCAACCUCCUCCGCCUCUCCCCUUCCCCCGCCCAAAGCCUCUCCCCCUCCCGAUCCCCUCCCUCCCCUCAUGUCUCUCUCCCAGUGUCACCAUCCCCCCCGUGCUGCCCUCUCCCCCCCCCCUCCUCUCUGCAACAGCCCAACACUCCUAACGGCCAGAACAGAGGACUUCCUGCUGUGGUCUCCCUGCCCGUUAGUUACAAGGCACCGCCGAGCAUCCUCCCCAAGCCCGUUCUGAAGAAGUCCGUCGCUCCUCGGCCAUCUUCCUCUCGCUCCACGGACGAAGACAUCCGGGGCUCCAAAGAUGCCCUCAUCCAUGAUCUGGAAAAGAAGCUGCGCUCCAAGGAGGUCAGGAGGAAGAACAGCCAGAAACCGUCCUAUGAGGAGCGCAUGGCUCGCAGGCUGCUGGGUCCAGACAACGCCAACGACAUGGGGGACCAAGACGGCCUCUCAGACAACCAAGUGGACCAGCCAGAUUCACCAGAAGGGAGACACACCGGCGGACUCUGGGGGAGGCGCCACACCGGGACGGACGAGAGGGGAAACGAGGGCUCGGCGAUCCAGGAGAAGUGUUACGCCCCUCGCUUCCUGCAGACCCCUUCAGACCUCACGGUCGAGGAGGGACGCUUCUGCAGGAUUGACUUCAAGGUCAGAGGCCUCCCCACGCCAGACGUGUGCUGGUACCUGGACGGCAAAGCCAUCCGCCCAGACGACUUCCACAAGGUGAUGGUGUCUGAGAAGGGGCUGCACUCGUUCCUCAUCGAGAUCGUCACGGUGCACCACGCCGGCGUCUACGAGUGCGUGGCCCGGAACCGGGCCGGGGAGAGCCGGUUCAGCAUGCGGCUGGACGUGCUAGCCCAGGAGGCUCUCCGUCCGCCCACCUUCGUCCAGAAGAUGUCCAACUCCCGAGCUCUGGAGGGCGACACCGUUCGGCUGGAGUGCAAAGUGGACGCGUCGCCUCCCCCACAGCUCUACUGGAAGAAAGAUAAAGACAUGCUGCGCAUCGACCCCGACCGAAUGAGUCUGUAUCAGGACGGUUCCGGCCGCCAGUGCUUGCUGCUGGAGAGGCUGAUGAAGUCCGAUGCCGGAUGGUACACUCUGUCCGCCAUCAACGAAGCCGGCAUGUCCACAUGCAACGCCAGGCUGGACGUCGGCACUCGCACAGUCCAGCCCAUGAAGACGGCGCCCCGCGGCUCCAAGACGUUGAAGCUGCUGUCCUCUCUGAGCCACGUGCCCACCCUGACCGUGGAGCGCCCCGCGCAGCACACCGCCCCCCUGUACGAGAGUGAAGAGCUGUGAACCUCCCCCCCCCGGUAACUACGGCACACGUCUCGGCAGGGUAAAGCUGGGCUGCAGCCUGGAUUUGCUGUCCUCCCCGGGGCAGAUUCGGUACUAAUCCGGCUUCGGUUCGGAUCACUUUGGAGGCCAAUGCAUGUCAGGGUACCAACAUCGUAGUUCUAUUAUUGUAUACUAUCAGUUCUACGCUUUAAUUUACGAUUCCUUGAACAAAUUAAGUUUAUUUUCAGCAUUAUGGUCCAUUUACAGCAAUUUACUCCCCCAUGAACUCUGAUUAUGGUGUUUGAUCCUUUUCCCGUCGUUCUAAAAAGUUUCAAUUCGUCUUCCUAAUCAGCUCAAGAGAAGCCGUCCUCCUCCCAGUACAUGUUUACGGGUUGAGGAGACAACAACAACAACCUCAGUAGCUCCCCAGACAAAUGUUUCCAAUCAGGUGCCCCGUGAAGUUAAAAUAACACGCUGUCCACCUGCUGCCGAGUGUCACCACUGUGUAUGGGAGGCUGCACGGCCCAGAGGCCCGGGUCCUGGAUGUAUGAAUAGACCCGGACGCGGUGCGGCAGAGCGGACCUGCUGCACGCCAGCGAUCCGCUACAAUACCUGACGACAGCACUUAAGGUCACUUAAGGUCAACCCGCAAGUCGGGCCGGUUUCGGGCUGACGAGUGAGCUCCGAUAAUGCGUACGUUUGGUGGGUAACAAAUAUUUCUGCGGAUUGACUCGUAACACGUCGCAGGGAAUAAUAUGGGUUUUUUUUUUUUAAACCGCUGACAUCACCACUACCCACAGUCCAACACUGCAAACGUCUCCCGCUGCACUUUAACCCCGACGCCCGUCUUCUGCCGUCUCGCCCGGCAUCCUCCUCCUCGGAUGUCGGCCCUUUUUGUUCUGACGCGAUUUUAAACUGCAUUGUGUGUGUGUGUUUGUGUUCUCUCUAAAUAUUGUUGUGUAAGUUAUAUAUAUAUCACUGGAUGAAUGAGGAAUAAAGUCAUGUGACACUGA